AAUUGAUACUCAUUCUCUUCAAAGACCCAAAAGGCCAAACCUUUCUUCCAUGGAGACCCAAAAGCUUAUACCUUUAAUCCUUCUCCUUUUCAUACCCUUCUCAGUUUCCUUCACUCCCACAGAUAACUACCUUCUUAGCUGUGGAUCACACACCAAUGCUUCCCUCUUCAACCGAGUCUUCAUGGGUGAUUCCACUUUUCUCUCUUCAGAUGAGUCCAUUUCUCUCACAAAUCAAAACCCACCUCCAAAUUUGCCCACUUUGUACCACACAGCCAGAGUUUUCAACAUCCCUGCGGGAUACAGGUUCAACAUGAAUAAAAACGGUACCCACUUGGUGCGUUUUCAUUUCUCCCCCUUUAAAGCUCAAAAUUUUGAUCUGAAAUCUGCAAAAUUUAGUGUCUUGGUUAAUGGGAUUUCGGUUCUGAGCGAUUUCCAGCCACCUAAUGAUGUGCUGCUUAAAGAGUUUAUUUUGAAGAUAGAAUCAAAUUUUCUUGAAAUUUUGUUUAGACCUGUUGGUAACUCAGGUUUUGGCUUUGUCAAUGCUGUGGAAGUGUUUGAUGCUCCUGCAGAUUUUGUUACAGAUUAUGGAGUCAGGUUGGUUGGUCCUUCUGGAGUGGAGGAGUACAAAAACCUUUCAUCUCAGGUUUUAGAAACUAUUCAUAGGAUUAAUGUUGGAGGUAUGAAAAUAACUCCUUUCAAUGACACUCUUUGGAGGACUUGGAUUCCUGAUGAGGAUUAUCUGGUCUUUAAGGAUGCAGCUAAGCCUGCUGUAAGCACUCAUACACCAAAUUAUCAGACGGGAGGUGCAACUCCAGAGAUUGCGCCUGAUAAUGUUUACAUGACUGCUCAGCAGAUGAAUAGGGAAAACUCAACUUUGGCUUCAAGAUUCAACAUAACCUGGAAUUUUCCUGUGGCUCCUUCUGGUGGUGUUCCACACUUGGUUCGGUUGCAUUUCUGUGAUAUUGUUAGUCCUGCUCUGAACUUCCUAUACUUUGAUGUGUAUAUCAAUGGGUACACUGCAUAUAAGGAUCUUGAUUUGUCAACCCUUACUGUCCACACGCUUGCAUCACCAGUCUAUGUGGAUUUUGUUGCAAAUUCAGAUGGUUCAGGUGUUACUCAAUUAAGUGUUUGUCCUUCUGAUCUAAGCAGUUCUAUAAGGAUGAAUGCCAUAUUGAAUGGUGCAGAGAUAAUGAAGAUGGUCAAUGUUGUCGAUUCUAGUAUUGUGCACAAAAAGAAAAAGUUGAGGGUGUUGGUUGGUUCAAUUGUUGGAGGAAUUGUUGUCUUAUUUUUAGUUAUAUGUGCUUUUCUAAUUGCUACCAAAUGCAGGAAGAAGAAACCAAAUCAUAGGACAGUGGAAAGUGUUGGAUGGACACCUUUACGUUUGUUUGGAGGGAGUUCCCUUAGUAGAUCAUCUGAACCUGGUUCUCAUGGAUAUUUUGGCAUGAAGAUCCCUUUUGCUGAUAUACAAUCAGCAACGAACAACUUUGAUAGGAGUCUGAUUAUAGGGUCUGGUGGAUUUGGUAUGGUUUACAAGGGAGUACUCAGAGACAAUGUGAAGGUUGCAGUCAAGAGAGGCAUGCCUGGGUCCAGACAAGGCCUUCCAGAAUUCCAGAGUGAAAUAACAGUUUUAACUAAAAUUCGCCAUCGCCACCUUGUUUCACUAGUUGGUUUUUGUGAAGAAAAUUCAGAAAUGAUACUUGUCUACGAGUAUGUGGAAAAAGGUCCACUGAAAAAACAUUUAUAUGGUUCAGCAGGACUACCACCUCUCUCUUGGAAGCAGCGUCUUGAAAUAUGCAUUGGUGCGGCUAGAGGUCUCCACUAUCUUCAUACUGGUUUUGCUCAAGGAAUCAUCCACCGCGACAUUAAAUCAACCAAUAUAUUGCUUGAUGAAAACUAUGUGGCUAAGGUUGCUGAUUUUGGUCUUUCAAGAUCUGGGCCAUGUAUCAAUGAAACACAUGUGAGUACUGGUGUGAAAGGUAGUUUUGGUUAUCUUGAUCCUGAGUAUUUCCGGAGGCAGCAGCUUACAGAUAAAUCAGAUGUUUAUUCAUUUGGGGUUGUGCUUUUUGAGGUUCUUUGUGGCAGAGCUGCUGUUGAUCCACAACUGGCCAGGGAACAGGUGAAUUUAGCAGAAUGGGCACUUGAAUGGCUGCAGCAAGGCAUGCUGGAGCAUAUUGUUGACCCCCAUCUUGUUGGACAGAUCAAACAAAGCUCAUUGAAGAAAUUUGGUGAAACAGCAGAGAAAUGUUUGGCUGAAUAUGGUGUUGACAGGCCAACUAUGGGUGAUGUCUUAUGGAAUUUGGAAUAUGCACUUCAGCUCCAGGAAAGUGGACAACCAAGGGAGCCACAUGCCCAUGGCAGUGCUAGUGAAUCAGUAAAUGUGACAACUACAAUUAUUCCUGGAAAUCCUGCUACCAACAGAAGAAGAGAGAGAGAUUAUGAUAAUGCUUGUUCAGACAUAAGUACUAGCCAAGUGUUUUCCCAGCUAAUGACCAAUGAAGGCAGAUAGAGAUAAGUGCAUGCUGCAAAUAUAAGCAAUUCUUGCUGAU
Molecule: messenger RNA, 2546 nt
Organism: Gastrolobium bilobum
Lineage: Eukaryota; Viridiplantae; Streptophyta; Magnoliopsida; Fabales; Fabaceae
Product: probable receptor-like protein kinase At5g24010
Exons: 1
Coding region: 50-2506 (818 amino acids)
Biological process (GO): protein autophosphorylation
Cellular component (GO): plasmodesma; plasma membrane
Molecular function (GO): transmembrane receptor protein tyrosine kinase activity; ATP binding
Source: RefSeq, a predicted model, not a curated record